Oryza sativa Japonica Group (Japanese rice) is the source of this 1707-nucleotide messenger RNA. The record is from RefSeq and is a predicted model, not a curated record. Lineage: Eukaryota; Viridiplantae; Streptophyta; Magnoliopsida; Poales; Poaceae.
CUCCGUUCCGUGCCGCCCGUCGCCACCAUCCUCUCCGCCUCUCCCAUUCGCAGUCUACCUGCCACUCCCCGAAAUGGAGCUCCGCCUCUGCCUCCGCCUCCACGCGCCGCCCGCCUCCGCCCCGACGACGCAUCCGCCGCCGCCGCUGUCGCCGUCGCCCAAUCUCGCGCUCCGCCGCCUCCGGACCGGUGGGAGCUGUGCGGUUGCUCCGCGGCGGCACGCGAGGAAAUGGGGUUCGGCUGUCUGCGCCGCCAAAGCCGACGGCGCGCAGGGUGAGGCCGUGAAGGAGAGGAGCGUCUCGGUGGUGCUCUUGUCCGGCGGGCAGGGGAAGAGAAUGGGGGCAAGUAUGCCAAAACAAUAUCUACCAUUAUUGGGGCUGCCGAUUGCACUGCACAGUUUAAAGACAUUCUGUCAGCUGAAGGAAGUAAAAGAAGUUGUAGUGGUGUGUGAUCCAGACUACAAAGAUAUAUUUGAAGGCUCUAUUGAAAACGUGCAAAUACCAAUUAAAUUUGCACUCCCAGGGAAAGAGAGACAAGACUCUGUUUAUAAUGGACUACAGGAGAUUGAUGGAGACUCUGAACUUGUUUGUGUACAUGAUUCUGCAAGGCCCUUAGUGUCAUCUGAAGAUGUCAAAAAGGUAUUAGAAGAUGCUAUAGUGCACGGAGCUGCUGUUCUUGGUGUGCCUGUGAAAGCUACUAUCAAGGAGGCUGACAGCAAUUCUUUUGUCGUAAAAACACUUGAUAGGAAAACUCUUUGGGAAAUGCAAACUCCACAGGUGAUGAGGCCCAGUUUACUCAGAGAUGGUUUUGAGCUAGUUAAACGGGAUGGACUUGAGGUCACUGAUGACGUGUCCAUUGUAGAAUACCUGAAGCACUCUGUUUAUAUCACAGAGGGCUCUUACACAAACAUAAAGGUGACGACUCCUGAUGACUUGCUCCUGGCUGAGCGCCUGAUGAAUGAGAAAUAAAGCCGAUAGAGAAAAGGUUAACUGCUACUUGGUUCUAGAUAAACCUGUACGAAAUUGUCAGGCAUCAUUCUUUCGCAUUUCCACAGUUUUGAAAACCCAGAAUAUUAUCAUGUAGCCCAGACACCAGAUAGCUGACCUGUAUGUAACAUUCUUUCGAUACGGAAGAGUUUUUGUUGAGUUCAUACUACAUACAACAAAUGGCUCAUUUGUUCAAGACAGCAUCAAGCAAUGGCAAUACAUGGAAAUUACAAUGUAGGUUCAUGUGCUAAUUACAACUGAAUUCAUCCUUAGGGUGACAUGUUAGGCAGAUCCAUCUGAAAAAGGAUGGUUCUUGAGUUGUGAAUGAUAAGGCCUAUGUAUAACAGAAUGAAGCCAUAGAUAGGGUCUUGUAACAUCCAGAGCUGGUACCGGUCCCACCUAAGACAAUCCUGAGUAUUUUUCCUUGCACGAAAGGGAAAUCGUGACAAACACCCAAGAAUGCCUUCAUGAGUUAUAUUAUAUGAUAUGCCAUUUGGGAACCUGCGGCGGCGCCAUUGAUGAUGAGAACAUUAUGCAGGCAAUCCUCUAUCAUCUAAGUGGCUUCAGACCCUGCACAGGCACAUACGGAGGCAGAGAGAGAUUCAUGGUUAUGGUGAAAUAUUUUUCUAACUAUAAAAUUGUAAAGAAUUUGUGAUAUUGGACAUCAUGUAAUGGAUCAGCAGUUGUCUUAGAGUUCAGGGCUUUAGGGCCUGUUUGGUACA